This is a messenger RNA of Cygnus olor (mute swan), 4792 nucleotides long. RefSeq names its product von Willebrand factor C domain containing 2 like (gene VWC2L). The transcript has 3 exons. Gene Ontology annotation, cellular component: AMPA glutamate receptor complex. Bases 2662 to 3351 code for a protein of 229 amino acids. Gene Ontology annotation, biological process: negative regulation of BMP signaling pathway. Lineage: Eukaryota; Metazoa; Chordata; Aves; Anseriformes; Anatidae. Gene Ontology annotation, molecular function: protein binding. The record is from RefSeq and is a predicted model, not a curated record.
UUUUAUUUUUUUUUUCCCUGAAAAAAAAAAAGAAAAAAUUUUUAUUAUUAUUAUUAUUAAUAAUAAUAAGGGUUGCGGAGCUGCACGGCGCAGCCAUGCCCGUCCCUCGGGCUGGGGAGUCCCUGCAGGGGAGCGGGGCCCGCCGGCCGCGGGGCUCCUCCGCCCUCCCCCUGCCUGCCUACUGCCUAACCAGCCCCCUCCCCGCUCUUCUCCCCCCUCCUUCCCCCGCUGUGGCAAAUCCUGAACCGCAAGAGAUCCGCUGGGCAUAGGGAGGGGAUAUAUAUAUAUAUUUUUUUUCUUUCUCCCCCCUACCUCCCACCACCCCCCUCCACUCAAGACCUGAGGAAAUCCAGUCCAAGUUCGCCGCGAUGACUGUGCUGCUGGCAUCGGGGUUUCUCCGCGGCAUCCCUGCCUCUGGACCGCCUCGCCGCUGCUCGCUUUGAAUCCUGAACACUGGGUUAAAGCUUAAUUCUCAUGUCGUGGUUGCUGGGCUGCUGCUUUCCUGUGUUUGGCGAUGGGAGGUGGAGGAAAAGGGAUUGUCCGUGAGUCAACACUGAAAAUGUGAUUAGGAUGAACUGCUUUCACUAAUCUGUGUCUAACCUUUUAGUCCAUGUUGGCCUGUGACCCCUUUCAGCUUUCAGAUCGAGCCUGAUUAGGUAAGUGUAAAUUAUUCACUCGGGGUGAGGGAAGGUGGAUGGAAACCUUUUACUCAGAGGCUUACCUACGAUCCUGGCCUCUCUCAUGAUGAGAAAUGAUGAGAAAGUUCAGCUGUAAACUAAUUCUGAGCAAAGCAGCAUUUGUUUACUUGUUGAAAUCUGUCCGUACGAGGCGUCUGCAGUCUGUCUGAUUUCCAGGAUCGCCGCUGAGCUGAGUGCCUGUGAGUUGCUGUGGGACGUCUCAGAUGACUACAGGCUGUAGCAAAAUAAAAAAAAUAUUUAUGAUCUUCAGAGAACUUUUUUUUUUUUUAAUUCGGAGAGCUUCUUCAUCACACUUCAGCACAUUGCCUUGGUUGUUUCACAGUUCCUCAGACAUUACUUCAGUUGCUCCUGCUUUUUGAUUUUUUCCCCCUAAAUACCCACCAAUCUGCAAUAUUGCAAGCUACCUGUAGCAUUUAGGUAGGCAAGAUUCCCUGCUGUGGCGAUGGUUAAAGCAGCUGCAACUGCAUGAAUUGCCUGAUUCCUAAACAACACGUUAUGAUAGAUAUUGCUGAGAGUUGUAAGAGGGUGCAUAGCCCUUGUGAUGGGAAAGGAGCUAGUCCUUCAAUUAAGAAGAUGUCUUUUGAAUUUGAUAAAGCUUGUGUAAUAUCCGGUGUCUCCCUCUGUUGUGGCUUUGGAAAAACUGCUUUGUCAACAGGAUCCCUUAGCUGCUUCUCUAGGAUUAAAGCCUUCUCCUGCUCCUGCUGCUGCUGCUGCUGCUGCUGCUGCUUUUUUCCUUCAGUUAAGGAGAACUAAUUGCUGAAAAUCUGCAGUCCACCAAAAAUCCCAAUACAGAAAAAAUGCCUCCUUGGGGGGUGGAGGGGGAGGACGUGUUCUCCUGUGUGUGCAGGCUAAUGCAUGUUUGUGUACGGUGCGUGUGUCUGUCCGCACACUGAGACAGGAGGACGAGAAGCAGUGCCACACACAUCCAAACAAGCCCUUUCUGGUGAGUGCCAGAAACUCCCUCCAUCACCCUCCCUCCCCGUAAGGCUCAUAUCUCAUCGAAAAGUUUCCUGCAAUACUUCGCCCAGUUCUCAGAUAGGUCAGGAACCAUGCUCCUGCUAGCGCUGCGCUGGCUGCUGGCUGGUGGGUAGGAAGGACGGCGCGCUGGUGGCAGUAAUGUGGCACCACGGGCAGCCAAUCGCGCACCCAAGGUGUAGGCACCGAGCCUGCUCUUGGCACUGGUUCUCCCGGGGGCGAUGCAAAGCUUCUCCCUCCCUGGGUUGCUCCAUGGCUCCGCCACUCGAGCCAAGCUCUCCAAAGGUUGGGCCGUGCUGCAUCGCUCCCCAAGUUUUCCAAAGGCUCCAGCCUCAGCAGACAGACACAUUUCAGCGGCUCCACGCGCUACGCAGGCAUUUAACAUCAUCCUGCUCUCAGCAUUUCUCCCUAGGAAUUCCUAAAAUGCUGAAUGAUGGUGAAGGUGGAUUACAUCGUGCUUUCUGUCAGGAUUAUACGGACCUGCCGCAGGCUGGGAGAUGUUGGUAGCCCAGCUAGCCUCUUCGUAAUACAGAGGGACAGUGGCUACAGCGGGAGGUUAAAACCAUGCUUAAAGUUGGGUUCAGAUCCCUCAAAACUGCAGUUUCAGGCAGGUACUUUAACUUCUGGUGCAGCAGAAAACUCAACUGCACGAAUGAGGAAAAUAAAAAUCAGGUGAUUCCUCUGAGCCACCAUCGGUAUAGGGGUAUUUUGUGGGCAUAUGCUUACACGUGUGCCUAAUUUAUGUAUUUCAUGUGCUUUAGUCUCAUUACAAAUAAUUGAGGAGAGGCUUAUUUCAAAUGAAACAGAGAUAGUUGUCUGCAUGGUUUUGUAAGCACUGAUUUAUUUUUGGUGGUGGUUGAAAGAAUGGUCUUUAGUAGUCAAUAUCCCUUAGUAUUUUGAGUUUGUUCUCACUUAAAAAUAUUUGUUUUCAGACCACCACACUGGUCUCCUUAUGGAAGCAGCUGUUUCUCUCUGGCAUUGAGACCCCAUGGAGAAGCCGAGGAGGGGGAUGGCUCUACAUAUCCAUGAAGCCUGGAUACUUCUGUUGGUAAUCCCUGGUUUGGUGACUCCAGCUGCCAUCAAUCAUGAAGACUACCCUGCCGAUGAAGGGGACCAGACCUCCAGUAAUGACAACCUGAUCUUUGAUGACUACCGAGGGAAGGGCUGCGUGGAUGACAGUGGCUUUGUGUACAAACUGGGAGAACGUUUUUUCCCGGGACAUUCCAACUGUCCCUGUGUCUGUACUGAGGAUGGACCUGUUUGUGAUCAACCAGAAUGCCCUAAAAUCCACCCAAAGUGUACAAAAGUGGAACACAAUGGAUGCUGUCCAGAAUGCAAAGAAGUGAAAAACUUUUGUGAAUAUCAUGGAAAAAAUUACAAAAUCUUGGAGGAAUUUAAGCCCUCGCCAUGCGAAUGGUGUCGCUGCGAGCCCAGCAAUGAAGUUCACUGUGUUGUAGCAGACUGCGCAGUUCCCGAGUGUGUCAACCCAGUCUAUGAACCAGAGCAGUGUUGUCCGGUCUGCAAAAAUGGUCCCAACUGCUUUGCAGGAACCACCAUCAUCCCGGCCGGCAUCGAGGUGAAGGUGGACGACUGCAACAUCUGCCACUGCCACAACGGGGACUGGUGGAAGCCGGCGCAGUGCUCCAAGCGCGAGUGCCAGGGCAAGCAGGCACUGUAGCGGCACAACCCCUGGCACUUCCCACCCCCGCCGGCCGCAGCAGGGUCACCAGCAAAGCCCCCGGGGACUCCGAGGGGUUCCUCGUGGGAGAGGGGGUCCCCCCACCAUCCCUUGCUUUACACCCCAUGUAUCCUCCAGCACCUGGGCAGCCGCUCCGCUUUGGUAAUCAUCAGUGCUUGGGAGGGAUUCGGCGGUGAGAUCUGGGGAGGAAAAAGGAAAAAAAAAAAAAAAAAAACACAAAAAAAAACAACUCUGUGCAAGUUCUUUGACUGGCGACGCCUCCGAGGCACUGGUUCAUCCACUGCUCUCACUUUCUACAGUGUGGACCGCGUUUUUUCACCGUUACUUAAUUUCUUUUGCUGUCAUGAUUUAUUUAUUAGGAUUUUUUUUUUUAAGCCUAUUCCUAGGAUGGGACAGUUGGGGCAAUACAGCUAUGAGCGAAGCAAUGGGUAAUUUCUAUUGUGUCUAUGCCAGUGGGGGGGGGGGGGCAGACACAUAGACCAAAAGGGGAGAAUGGGGCUGAGAAACACAACGGGAAGAUGCCCUGCAGGAGGAUGGAGGUGGCUGCAUGGGUAUGAGGUUGGAUGGCCACGAGGUGAGCUGUACUUGUGCUACACCUUCCCCAUCACGUGGGGACAAGGCAGAUGAGGACUGGUCACCAACAUCGUUGCAAGGACGUCAGAAAAGCAGCCGCUCCCCUGGGUUUGAGAGGUUUCUCCCCAGCUCUUUCUCUUGGGCCAGUUAUUCUCCCUGUGAUAUUUGGGGCCAAGCUUACACAGGAAGGGAGUUUUGAGGGCUUGGGUUGGGGUUUGGCUCACCUCUGGAUGUGAUGUCCCAUUGGGGUGGUGGAGAGAGCCUGGGGCUCUCCUCGGGGGCCAGGGCACAGCCACCCGUGUUCCUGGGAGCAGCCAAAGCCACAGGCAUGGGAGGGCUGGGACACGCUGGCCAUGUCCCGGGGCAGCAGGGACCAAACCCUCACGCACCAGUUCCCCUUCGUGCCGGUACGGCGAGGGAAAAGCCACCAGGGUCCCUCCUGCACCCACGCUCCGGUUGCUGCUUUUUGCCCAUCACCAUCAUUUUGGCCAGACGUCAGCCCAGCACCUGCUCUGCGCAGCGACGACAGCAAAUCCUGCCCACGGCAUCCUCCACCGAAACCAGUCAGCACAGUCAUCGAUGAUGCACCGCUGCCUUUAUAUUUUUAUUUCUUCCCCAUUUUGUGUUUCGGCAGGGGGCAGGUCCUCGGCUGGCACAGGACAAGCACUAGGGUGGUGCUGGCCGUGGUGCUGCUGAGAAUUUGCUCCCUGCAGAGCACCAUGAGCGAAGCCAUCGUCACAUUUAUUUGUAAGCUGUUGCCUGUCAGUGACUACCCAUCUUCAACAUUUUCAAACAAUAGUGUGCCUGAAACUAGUGACGAAAAAAAAACAAGAAACAAAAAACAAAA